GCAUCAAUCAAGCAACUUGAUGAGGCAGGUCCCCAAAAGGUCUACACCACCCCACACCAACAUGAACUCCGAUUAAACCAUUGUCGGAAGGUAGGCGUUGACUGACCGAGUGACCGUCCUCUUGCCCCCUUAGCCAUGGCCAGCUCCAUUUCACACUCUCGCCAAUCUCAUCUCUCUCUCAUCCACUUCACUCUCCUCCUUCUCCUUUUCACACCCUUUUCCCUCUCCACAACUAUAACCCAAGAGCAGGAAGAGAAACAAGAUGAAGCAGAUACCUCAAUCACCCGCUUCCAACGCUACCUCCGAAUCAACACCGCUCACCCCAACCCAGCCUACUCCUCCGCUGUCUCCUACCUCAUCUCCCAAGCCGAAUCCCUCGCCCUCCGCUACCAAACCCUCUACUUCUCCCCAAACAAGCCCCUCCUCCUUCUCACAUGGCAAGGCACCGACCCUUCCCUCCCUUCCAUCCUCCUCAACUCCCACCUCGACUCCGUCCCCGCCGAGCCCUCCAAAUGGCAGCAUCCUCCCUUCUCCGCCUUCCGCCGCUCCCACGACGGCGCCAUCUUCGCCCGAGGCGCCCAGGAUGACAAGUGCAUCGCUAUGCAGUACCUCGAGGCCAUCCGCAACCUCAAGGCCCGCGGAUUCACCCCCUCAAGAUCCGUCCACGUGUCACUCGUCCCCGACGAAGAGAUUGGAGGUGCCGACGGGGCUGCUAAGUUCGUCGAAUCGAAGGAGUUCGCGGAGUUGAAGGUUGGAUUUGCGCUCGACGAAGGGCAGGCGUCUCCUGGGGAUGAGUACAGAGUGUUCUAUGCCGAUAGAUCGCCGUGGGGGCUGAAGAUUAAGGCGAGGGGGCAACCCGGACACGGGGCCUGGAUGUAUGAUGGGAGCGCCAUGGAGAAUUUGAUGAAGAGCGUUGAGGUUAUCAACAGGUUUAGGGAGAGCCAGUUCGAUGUUGUUAAGACUGGGAAAGCUUUGAAUUCGGAAGUUGUUUCGGUUAAUCCUGUUUAUCUCAAGGCUGGGCUUCAAUCAGAAUCUGGGUUUGUGAUGAAUGUGCAACCUUCAGAAGCAGAGGCUGGUUUUGAUCUCAGGUUGACCCCUACAACGGACCCUGAUGAAAUGAGGAGGAGAAUCGCAUCUGAAUGGGCACCAGUUAUUAGAAAUAUGUCGUAUGAGUUAAUUGAGAAAGGACCCAUUAGAGACUACUUGGGACGGCCAUUAAUGACUGCAAUUAAUGAUUCCAAUCCAUGGUGGUCAGUGUUCAAGCAAGCUAUAACAUCAGCUGGAGGAAAGCUUUCAAAGCCUGAAAUUCUCGCUUCGACUACUGAUGCCCGAUUCCUUAGACAAAAAGGAAUUCCAGUUCUUGGUUUCUCUCCAAUGAGAAACACUCCCAUCUUGCUCCAUGACCACAACGAGCAUCUACGAGAAACAGUGUACUUGAAUGGUAUAGAGGUAUACGAGUCUCUGAUAAGUUCCUUGAGUUUGUUUCCAGAACCAUCACAACCUUAGGAUUUAGCAGUUGUUUCUCAAAUAAGUAGGGGGUUGGGUUGCUUUGCUAAUCUAUAAAAAUAUUCAAGGAUAUGAUAUACUAUGUUCUUUGGAAUAAAUAUCUGAGGCUACUGUUGGUAGUUGAAAUAGAUAACAAAUACAGACUACAAUAUCUGUCUCCCUAUGAAAAUAUAGGAAAUUUGAUACACUAUUUUAUAAACUUGUCUCCAGCUUCAAGACAUUCUUUUUUGUAUGACUCCUAUUUCAGCUACCUAAUGUAGCCUGUGUUUUCUGCCCCAUAAGGCAAUUAAAAGCUAAUAAUAGAGAAGAAAAAGAAGUAAAUCUUAA
Messenger RNA from Arachis stenosperma, 1833 nucleotides. RefSeq lists its product as uncharacterized. Gene Ontology annotation, molecular function: aminoacylase activity. The transcript is spliced from 4 exons. Gene Ontology annotation, biological process: amino acid metabolic process. The coding region runs from base 136 to 1506 and encodes 456 amino acids. Gene Ontology annotation, cellular component: cytoplasm. The record is from RefSeq and is a predicted model, not a curated record. Lineage: Eukaryota; Viridiplantae; Streptophyta; Magnoliopsida; Fabales; Fabaceae.